Messenger RNA from Vicia faba (fava bean), 378 nucleotides. NCBI's taxonomy places the organism in Eukaryota, Viridiplantae, Streptophyta, Magnoliopsida, Fabales, Fabaceae. The record is from the annotation of a GenBank genome assembly.
AUGGAUAACUGUAAGGCAAUGUCUACACCAAUGGGUUCCGGUACAUAUGUUGAUCAAGAUGAAUCAGGUGUUUCCAUUGACAUUACAAAAUAUAGAGGUAUGAUUGGCUCCUUAUUAUAUCUGACGGCAAGCCGUCCUGACAUAAUGUUCAGUGUUUGUCUAUGUGCUCGCUUUCAAGAAAAUCCAAAGGAAUCACAUCUCAUGGCGGUGAAACGGAUUAUGAAGUAUCUCAAAGGAACAACAAAUGUUGGAUUAUGGCAUCCUAAAGGUAGUGUUUGCAAUUUAGUUGGUUAUUAUGACGCUGAUGAUGUAGGUUGUAAAACUGAUAGAAAAAGCACAAGUGGUACUUGUCACAUCUUUGGAAAUGCAUUAGUAUAA